AUGCCUGAGGGAAGCAUGGAAUCGUUGGCAACAUACAUCUGUCUAGUAACAUUGAACUGCCGGUCGCUGUCAAAUGAAUUCCAACAGGCCGCACUGUCCAGCUUCUGCGAUAUUUGCAUGCACCGUGCGCUGCAUUGCAGGCAACUCGCAUCAGUGAUCGCCCUCUCAUCACUAUGGACAUCGACACCACCUACCGCAGCGACGCUAAUGAAAGAAAAAUGCUAUAAAAAUAGUUGUCAGAAACGACUACAACAACUUGGUAGAAGAGUUUGGUUCAACGUCGGCAGGAAGAGCGUUUGUACGAUUAUCACAGAGGACAGGAAAUCCUGCGUCGUAAGUGCUCAUGCACCUUUGGAACACGCUGAUGACAAUAACAAGGACGGGCUUUAUCACGAAUUCAAUACGUUGAAAUAA
Molecule: messenger RNA, 414 nt
Organism: Necator americanus (New World hookworm)
Lineage: Eukaryota; Metazoa; Nematoda; Chromadorea; Rhabditida; Ancylostomatidae
Exons: 1
Coding region: 1-414 (137 amino acids)
Source: RefSeq, a predicted model, not a curated record